UGAUGGGAAGGAGUUGGCCGGGCCGCUGUCUCUGUCAGUGGCGGCUGCUGCCUGCUCCGGAGGCGGGCUGCGCGGUAGCGACCGAAGCUGCCCGAGGCGGACGCCAGCGCCGGGCUGUGCCCGCUUAUUGACGCUGGGAAUUUCUUUGGACAGUUGAUGAUAUUUAUCAUUGUGCCCAGUUUCUACAAUUAAAAGAUGGGUGGAUUAUUUUCCCGAUGGAGGACAAAACCUUCAACUGUAGAAGUUCUGGAAAAUAUAGAUAAGGAAAUUCAAGCAUUGGAAGAAUUUAGGGAAAAAAAUCAGAGACUACAAAAAUUAUGGGUUGGAAGAUUAAUUCUUUACUCCUCAAUUCUCUAUCUGUUUACAUGUUUAAUUGUAUACUUGUGGUAUCUUCCCGAUGAACUUACAGCAAGACUUGCCAUGACACUCCCAUUUUUUACUUUCCCAUUGAUCAUCUGGAGCAUAAGAACAGUGCUUAUCUUCUUCUUUUCCAAGAGAACAGAAAGAAAUAAUGAAGCAUUGGAUGAUUUAAAAUCCCAGAAGAAAAAAAUACUUGAAGAAGUCAUGGAAAAAGAAACUUAUAAAACAGCUAAAUUAAUUCUUGAAAGGUUUGAUCCAGACUCAAAGAAAGCAACGGAGUUUGAGCCGCCAUCUGCUGGACCAGCUGUAACUGCAAGACCCGGACAAGAGAUUCGUCAGCGAACUGCAGCUCAAAGAAACCUUUCUCCAACACCAGUAAGGUCUAGCCAGGGCCCUCCUCCACAAGUUCCAGUAUCUCCUGGUCCAACAAAGGACACUUCAGCCCCUGGUGGGCCCCCAGAAAGAACUGCUACUCCAGCCCUAUCGUCAAAUGUGUUACCAAGACGUCUUGGAUCCCCUGCUACUUCUGUGCCUGGAAUGGGUCUUCAUCCUCCGGGUCCACCUUUAGCUAGACCCAUUCUCCCCCGAGAACGAAGUGCUUUGGAUAGAGUUGUUGAAUAUUUAGUUGGUGAUGGUCCACAAAACAGGUAUGCCCUUAUAUGUCAGCAGUGUUUUUCUCAUAAUGGCAUGGCUUUGAAAGAAGAAUUUGAAUACAUUGCUUUUCGAUGUGCCUACUGUUUUUUCUUGAAUCCUGCAAGAAAAACCAGACCUCAGGCUCCAAGAUUGCCAGAGUUUAGUUUUGAGAAGAGGCAGGCUGUGGAAGGCUCAAGUUCAAUUGGCCCCUUGCCCUCAGGAAGUGUGAUUUCAUCAGAGAACCAGAUAAGUGAAGAAUCUUUAGAAGAACAAGAUGUUUUGGAUAACACUACAGAGCAGACAGAGGACAAAAUAACAAAUACAGAGCAGACAAAUGAAGUGAUUGAAAAAGCAUCUGGUACAGAGGAACCAGAAGAGAAGCAAGAAGAGACUGAGAAUGAGGAAACUUCAGUGAAUGAAGCCAAAUCAAUAGUUCCCAAAGCUGAUUCUAUUCCUGAUUCUAUUUCUGAUACUGUUCCUGAUUCUAUUACUAAUCCUGAAUUAAGUGGAGAAUCAUUGAUGACAAUGUAGUAAAUGCUUCCACAUGCCUUCAACUGGAUAGUUGUAGUUUUGUUGAUGUCAGUUAUUGCUUUUUAGGUGGUGCUUGAUAUCAUUUGAAUUCAGAUUGCCUAGCUAUUUCAAUGUCAAAAUUGUAUCUACUAGGUAUUAAAACUACAAGCAAGUGAUAUCAGUAAAAUAAGAUCUUUUUGAAUUUACAAAGACCCAUACUGGCUUUUAAAAAUUUUUUUUUUUUUGCAUUCUAAAAGUAAACAAACAUGAUAGCAUUCUUGUUUUCUGUAUGUGUGACCUGUAAAUAAUAUCCAUUUUGACAUAGGAAGAACUUUGGUUAGGAAUAAGUUCUAAUAGUGUUUGUUUAAAGGAAUGGAACUCAAGAUUUUCAAUAGUUCAUCAUUAAAAAUGGAUAGAAGUUUUACUCUCAAGAUAUUUGCCGGGGGGUGGGGGCGUUGGGGGGGGGAAUGGAUGUCUAUUUAGGCAUUUACAUUAAGUAGUAUGAAAGUUUUAACUAUAUAGGCAUUGGUAUGAAUUCUCAGUAAGAAUGCAAUUGAACAGUCAAGUGCAGUGUUUCUUUUUGAUGUCUCUUAUUUUGCAGCUGGGCCAAAGGCACAUAAUAUUAUAAUUAGCUUAUGUUUACAUAGUAACAUAUAGGAAAUAUUUCUGCACUUGACUGUAACUUGAAUUCUGAACAUUAUUUAUACUUGUAAAAUAAUGAUAUUAUAAGUGAAUUUUGUGCUCUUGUGUGUAUUUUGUUAAGGAAAAUAAAGAUUAUCUGGCAGUA
Molecule: messenger RNA, 2290 nt
Organism: Myotis daubentonii (Daubenton's bat)
Lineage: Eukaryota; Metazoa; Chordata; Mammalia; Chiroptera; Vespertilionidae
Gene: LNPK
Product: lunapark, ER junction formation factor
Biological process (GO): endoplasmic reticulum tubular network organization
Cellular component (GO): endoplasmic reticulum tubular network
Source: RefSeq, a predicted model, not a curated record